Penicillium taxi is the source of this 2208-nucleotide messenger RNA. Its product is annotated as putative disulfide isomerase. The transcript is spliced from 4 exons. Gene Ontology annotation, molecular function: protein disulfide isomerase activity. The record is from RefSeq and is a predicted model, not a curated record. Gene Ontology annotation, cellular component: endoplasmic reticulum. Bases 1 to 2208 code for a protein of 735 amino acids. Lineage: Eukaryota; Fungi; Ascomycota; Eurotiomycetes; Eurotiales; Aspergillaceae.
AUGAAGACAUCUUGGUUGGGAUGGUCCCUUCUGUCAGUGUUGGCCGUUCCAACAUUGGCCGCCGCAUCUGCGAAGCUUGAAAAGAGAGGUCGUGGCGUCGAUCCAGAGAUCCCUUCAGUUUUUAAUGGUUUAGACGUCCCUCCACUGCUCCAGCUAACGUCUGACAAUUUUGACGAGCUCACUAAAGAGGGAACAUGGAUGGUGAAACACUAUUCGCCUACCUGCGGUCACUGUAGAAAGGCCGCACCUAUCUAUCAGACCUUGUACGAAUACUACUAUACUUCCAACCCCGAGUCUCCAGCCUCCGGAAAGCCCAUCGACCCCAAAUCCUCAAACUCCUUCACCGGUUACUAUAAUUUCCAUUUCGCAUCGAUUAAUUGUCUCGCCCAAGGUGACCUUUGUCAAAGACUGAAAAUCGACGCCUACCCAAAGUUCGGCUUCUACGAAAAUGGCCAACAGAAGGAACUUACUACCGGUGUGAGAUCGCUGGAGGAGCUGAGCAAACUUGUCGAGGAGAAACUCGAGGCGAAGAAGCCUGGAUCUCGCCCCACACAGGGUGUCAAAUUGCCCGAAGUUGGCGCCAACAAGGUUGAUUCAACCGCGGAGCCUGACAAUCCCGUUGCAAAGGACAAGGACCCCGCUGCCGGUAUCCAGGCUGGCGAGAAGCACAACGAGCUAACCACCAACAGAAAACCCUCGGAUGGCUCUGCAGACUCUAAAUCGGGUGAUCUCACUCAAACAAAGGAUAAGGCUGAAGCUAAGGAUAAGCCUGAGCCGGCUCCUGCUAACCCUCAGGGUCUCUCGGUUCCUCUCACUGCCGAAAGUUUCCAGAAACUGGUGACCACUACUCAAGACUCAUGGUUCAUCAAGUUUUACGCUCCCUGGUGCCAUCACUGCCAAGCAUUGGCACCUAACUGGCUCGAGAUGGCCAAGGAGAUGAAAGAUACUCUCAACAUCGGUGAAGUCAAUUGCGAAAUCGAAACCAGACUCUGCGAAGAUGCGCGUGUCAAUGCUUAUCCGACCAUUUACUUCUUCCGUGGUGGCCAGAGAGUCGAAUACAGUGGCCUGCGUGGUCUGGGUGAUCUUCUCUCAUUCGCCAAGAAGGCAGUUGGACCCGGCUCCACUAUUGAAGAUGUGGAUGCCGCUACUUUCAAAGAGCUUGAGGAAACCGAGGAAGUCCUAUUCUUGUAUUUCUACGACGACGCGACCACAUCUGAGGACUACAAGGCCAUGGACCAUCUGACCUUAAGCCUUGUGGGCCAUGCUCGGAUUGUCAAAACUAGCAGCGCUGCUCUUGCCGAUCGCUUCAAGAUCUCCACUUGGCCCCGCCUUCUAGUAGUCCGUGAAGGACGACCCACUUAUUACAAUGCCCUCGCUCCUAAGGAUAUGAGAGAUUUUCGGCAAGUCCUGAACUGGAUGCAAAGCGUGUGGCUUCCUAUACUUCCCGAGCUCACUGCUUCCAAUGCUCGUGAGAUUAUGGAUGGAAAAUACGUUGUACUCGGCCUUCUUAGCCGCCGUCGUUCCGACGAUUUCAAGCAAUCCAAGCGAGAAUUGAAAGAGGCUGCCUUCGAAUGGAUGGACAAGCAGAUCCAGCUCUUCCGCCUUGAACGAUCAGAACUCCGCGAUGCCAAGCAACUACGCAUUGAGGAAGCCGAUGACCGCAAUGACCAGCGUGCUCUGCGAGCCGCUAAGAACAUGCGUAUUACCAUCCGCGAGGAUGAUAAGAAGCCCGUAGCAUUUGCUUGGGUAGACGGUGAUUUCUGGGAGCGCUGGCUUCGCACAACCUACGGCAUUGAUGUGGAGAAUGGAGAUCGUGUGAUCAUCAAUGAUCAAGAUAACCGCCGUUACUGGGAGACUGCCUCCAGCGGAGCUCCAAUCAUGGCCUCACGUACUUCGAUUCUCGAAACCAUUCCUCUUGUCAUUGCUUCCCCACCGAAGCUGUCUCCAAAGUCCACCAUUGGCACCUUUGAAUCUUUCUUCUUCUUUACCCGGUCCUUCAUCGGCAAUCACCCUAUUCUUUUCUUCAUCUUGCUGGGCAUUACUGUGGCCUUGGCCACAUUCUUUGGACGUGGCCGCAUUUUGCGUCGUACCGGUCUUGCCCGCGGUGGUAUCCUGGGCAAUACUAAUGCUGGUACUAGUAGCGGCUUUUUCCAACUGGAUGGCAAGGAGGGAUUCCUGAACGGAGGUUCGACAGGAAAAGUCGAUUGA